This is a messenger RNA of Solenopsis invicta (red fire ant), 957 nucleotides long. Its product is annotated as mucin-2-like. NCBI's taxonomy places the organism in Eukaryota, Metazoa, Arthropoda, Insecta, Hymenoptera, Formicidae. Bases 1 to 957 code for a protein of 318 amino acids. The record is from RefSeq and is a predicted model, not a curated record. The transcript is spliced from 3 exons.
AUGAUAGAGACGACGCCGAGCUCACCAGGGCUGUUCCCGUCACCACCUCAGCGGCGAACUGAACCAGGCCCCAACUGGAACAUCGCCGCGGCAUCAGACCAACCCACAACCACCGGCUUGCCCAGCAUCGCGACGAACUCACCGGCGCCAGCUAAACCGCCCCGUGCAAAGCCGGUCCUGGCCAUCCGCGCGCCGCCCCAGGGGCUGAUGCAGGGAGCGAAACCAGCGAAGCGCCUCACUUCCCGGCCGGCCCCAAAAAGACCACCACCAUUGGUGUGCGGAUCCAGCGAUCCUCCGCAGCUAACGCAAGAAAGUGGGCCGCACUCAUGGCCGAGCCAUUCCUGCCAGGCAACGACAAGCGGCAAGGCGACCCACGAGGAGGAGCCCACGAUCAGGACACCAGCCACCACGUCUUGUGAGCCACCACCGUUGCCCGCGACCAGGCCAGGACACACAACACGACCGACGACGGCCGACCCCCACGCCGUCACCAACGCACCGCGAAAGGUCGUCAAUCCACCACUGCCAGCCAUCACGAGAGGCACGGAAACAAAGAGCACCGGUGGCCCAGCACCAUGCAGUGACGCCGCUAACGCGCCACCGGAGGAAACGACCGUCGAGUUUCCCACCGGCGUCUCCCCCAGCGCCGUGACACGGGGAGCCAGGACCACCGCAACCGCACCGAGCGACGGGGAGGCGACAGCACUUGUACAACCAGCACACACGCACAGAACCGGCAUCCGCCCAGAACGACCGCCUAUACCGGUGCGCGUAAAGGACGAUCUGACAGUAUAUGUACAGUGCUUUGCAUUGAUGCCUGGGCCACGAUAUCCCGGGUCUAUAAGAUCCGCCUCGCCGACCGCCGCUUCAACCUUCGUUUCGGACGAGACGGCCAGUGCCACUAGGUGCGUAGUGGCCAAAGUUCGCUACUCGCAAGGGGGGGCGGGGGUGAUGUAA